Lolium rigidum is the source of this 694-nucleotide messenger RNA. RefSeq lists its product as uncharacterized. The transcript is spliced from 3 exons. The coding region runs from base 136 to 429 and encodes 97 amino acids. The record is from RefSeq and is a predicted model, not a curated record. NCBI's taxonomy places the organism in Eukaryota, Viridiplantae, Streptophyta, Magnoliopsida, Poales, Poaceae.
GCUUCGAGACGUGAGUGGUACGACGGGGUGCCGGAGCUUGACGGCGGCGAGGGUGCAACAGCUUGCCCUGCUGUGCUGAACGAGUCGUCGGCGUGGUCUGGGGCGGCGAGUAGUACGAUGGGGUGAUGGAGCUUCAUGGCGGCGUUGGGUAGGCCGCCUAGGUCAUCCAUCGUUUCCGAUUCAGAUCUAGGCUUCAAUCUGUUACAAGACUGGAACAACUGGCUCCCAUUCACUUCUCAUAGGGAUUUCUAUUCUAAAGAAGGAGCAAGCGAAAAUUUUGUCUCAGGGUGUAGGGACAGAUUUCUUAUAUCACCUGGAUCUGGGAGGACCUGCGAGAGCCGACAAGAUCCGUUUGGAACAAGCUGCAGCAUAUGUUCCAGAGAAUACCAGGUUUAUCCAAUACGUGGAAGAACAAGUGGAUAUGAGUAGAGCGAAGAUAGCCCAGCUUGAGGCUAAACUGUAGGAAACUUUAACUGAAGUGCAGUUUAAAGCAAAGAAGGCCAAGAUACUUCAUAACAUUCAGCUUACCUGAGUAGAUGGUGCCACGAAUUCAGCAUCAAGCUGGCUCCGAAUUAGAUUACCCUUACCAACAGAUUGUAAUACUGCUUUUGAUUAUCUUUCUUUGAUCACAGCUACAUUUUCCAUGCGAUCAGAAAUGAACUUUGUCCAGCGAUAGUGUGCAGCUUGAACACUA